AUGUCCGGCCAAGACUCUCACAGCGCCUCUUCCUCGUCCCAGGACCCCGCGGAAUACCUGCGCUCUGCGACGUUCGCCCGGCCAGACGGCGUCCCCGGCGCGCCGGACGAGGCCGUCACCGCCUCGGACCUCCUCCAGGGCGCCUUCGACCCCGCCAGACUGCACCCGCUCGCCGGCCUCAGCGACAAGCUCGACUACCUCGUGCUCGACGACGAGAAGACGAACGAUCUGCCCGGCGCAGGAACCGCGAUUCCCUCCCGCGGCUGGAGUGACGACCUCUGCUACGGCACGGGCACCAUGUACCUGAGUGGCCUCGCCCUCGGUGGUGCGUGGGGCAUCCGCGAAGGCGCACGUCGCCCGCUGGCCGUGUCCAACGCGCGAUUGCGGCUCAACAGCAUUCUCAAUUCCGUUACCCGAAGAGGAACCUUCAUAGGCAACUCUGCCGGCGUUCUUGCCCUCACGUACAACGCGAUAAACUCUUCGAUCGAUGGCUUGCGAGGAAAGCACGACACUUUGGGCAGUAUGUCCGCCGGCGCGUUCACCGGCGCGCUUUACAAGUGUACCGCCGGAGUCAAACCGGCCCUGGCAGCCGCGACGAUGGUGUCCGCCGGUGCAGGGAUAUGGAGUUACAUCAAGACGAGAAUCUGA
Punctularia strigosozonata HHB-11173 SS5 is the source of this 648-nucleotide messenger RNA. RefSeq names its product Tim17-domain-containing protein. NCBI's taxonomy places the organism in Eukaryota, Fungi, Basidiomycota, Agaricomycetes, Corticiales, Punctulariaceae. Gene Ontology annotation, cellular component: mitochondrial inner membrane; TIM23 mitochondrial import inner membrane translocase complex. The record is from RefSeq and is a predicted model, not a curated record. Gene Ontology annotation, molecular function: transmembrane protein transporter activity. The transcript has 4 exons. Bases 1 to 648 code for a protein of 215 amino acids. Gene Ontology annotation, biological process: protein import into mitochondrial matrix.